AUGGACGGGGAGCUGUACGAGUUUCCCUUCCUACAGGAAGUCUAUACUCCACGCGAUGCCCCUAAAGUAGAUUUUGUGUUUGUGCAUGGUCUGAAUCCUCUCGGUCGAAAUGAUCAUCCAUUCCAGACAUGGACGCAUGCAAACGGCAAGUUCUGGCCAACGGACUUUCUGGCCGAAGAUAUGCCUUUUGCGCGCGUCUUUGUUUAUGGUUACAAUUCCAGCGUCACCAACGCCCAAACGAUGUCAACAGCUUCCAUCAAAGAUCAUGCAAACACACUGCUUAACCUAUUGGAUAUGGAGCGGGACCCCUCAAUAAGCGCCUUGCCACCGAAGAUCAUUUUCAUCGGACACAGUCUUGGUGGUUUGGUCAUAAAACAAGCCCUUCUCAAUGCAAAGGAAGACCCCAAGUAUAACUCCAUCCGCACAGCUACAUCCGGCCUAGUCUUUUUUGGUACUCCCCAUCGAGGCGCGAAAGCUGUUGAGCUGGGGAAAAUCGCCGCCAGGGUUGCGCGGUUCAUCUCAAAAGGCCAAGCCAGUAACGACCUUCUGGACUGUCUGGAGCAUAACUCUCUCUUCACGCGACAAAUGUCCGAUCGAUUUCGGCACCAGCUGGAGGACUAUCGGGUUGUCAGUUUCAUCGAAGGGAAAGAGGUCCAGAUCGGAGGUAUUGGUCCGGCAUCAUUAAGCCAUUUGGUCGUGGAUGAAGAAUCCGCCGUUCUCGGUCUUUCUGGACUCCGCGAGACCCAACUGAAGCUCGACGCGGACCAUUCGCAGAUGUGCAAGGUUGCGACGCGGGGACCCAUGUACCGACUGAUCAAGGGAAACAUCAAGCAGUUGGUGGAUCAAGCCUUGCUGGCAGAUCAGGGCUUUAUUCCUCAGGCAAAUCCCCGUCCAACAGCAGGUAGAACUCCCCCUCCGGUACCCCCACGCAUGCACUCCAACAGCAGCACACCAUAUGAACCACCGGGAAGACCCAGUGAGCCCGUGCAGAGGGUAUCGGGCACAAUAUUCGUCGCUCAAGAUAGAGACCCCCGAUCUAUUAGGUCUGCAGAGCUGAAAAAUCAGGCCAAAUGGGAAGCAGCCCGAACAAUCGACUAUGAGAUUUUCCAGGAACACCUCAGAACGCUUGGCACAGACCAUGUAAGCACCUUGUCAGUUGGAUACAUGCUAGCAGAGGUUGAGCUUGAAGGCAACUACUUCGCAAAGGCCAUAGAAUGGGGCCAGUGGGUUUCUGAGAACGUACAGCGGGUAUUUGGAACACGGCAUGCAUUGUCAAUGAAGGUGGAGAGCUUGAUGGCCGAAAUAAUCUGCUCGAAGGGCAAAUACUCUGAGGCGGAGUCGAUCUGCGCCAACGUGCUAGCUCGACAGCAAAUGACGAUCGGUGAAGAUCACUUCGACACCCUCGAAACACGUCGCCGAUUAGGUAUGGCAUAUAACGGUCUCAAUCGACGAGAAAACGCCCUUAUGACCGCAGAAAAAAUCGCCGAAACCUACAAACGUCUCCUAGGGGAGAACCACAUCAGAGUAUUCGCCGCUAUUCUGGACACACUCGAAUGGAUUCUUUACAACCAUACCGAUGGGACCUAUGUGACAUUCAACCUGCCUAGCGACGUUCAGGAGGCAGUCAAUAUGCUUCCACACGUUCACGAAGAGCUGAAGGCCGGUCUCGGACAGUCACAUCCCCUCACCAUCAGGGCCUUAUCUCUGGUAGGCCGAGGAUUAACACGCGCACAACAAACCGUCGAAGCGUCCGAGACACUCCGCCGAGCCCUCACACUCUCCGAAGAAACCCUCGGCCCCGACCACCCGCAGACGCAGGACAUUGUCAGCAGCAUCGGUAUAAUGUACAUGUUCCAGGGGCCUCAAUUUGGUAUUGGUGCCUCGAACACGAAGACCGAGGCGAUUCCAUGGUUAAUGCGCUACCUUGACUGGACGGAACGGCGCAGGGGUAUAGAUAACCCAGAAACGCAAAUCAUAUUGGAGAUGCUUGGGAAUGUACACUUCGCAGCGCAGGAGUAUGCGCCCGCUCAGAGAUACUUUGAGCGGGCUUUGACCGCUUACGGGACUACGAAUUCGAAGGUGACACAGCGCAUCAGCACGAAUCUUCAGUUGUGUCGUGCAAAUACUAUGUUUACCAAUCGUGGGACUAGAGGAAUAGGGGGAUUCUUGUCGGCUUUGCAGCGAUAUUAG
This is a messenger RNA of Penicillium odoratum, 2190 nucleotides long. RefSeq names its product LipA and NB-ARC domain protein. Gene Ontology annotation, molecular function: protein binding. The record is from RefSeq and is a predicted model, not a curated record. The coding region runs from base 1 to 2190 and encodes 729 amino acids. Lineage: Eukaryota; Fungi; Ascomycota; Eurotiomycetes; Eurotiales; Aspergillaceae. The transcript is spliced from 6 exons.